Molecule: messenger RNA, 1644 nt
Organism: Penicillium verhagenii
Lineage: Eukaryota; Fungi; Ascomycota; Eurotiomycetes; Eurotiales; Aspergillaceae
Exons: 6
Coding region: 1-1644 (547 amino acids)
Source: RefSeq, a predicted model, not a curated record
AUGCCAACCUCCCCUCCCAAUUGGGAUGGGGUAGCUGGGAUGGUGUUCUGCUUGAUAAAUCGCCACAUCCCCAUCCUCAGGGUCCGCGGCCUACCGCUAUCAUUCUCCGCCAUUGCACUUCUUCACAUCUACUGGAUCUCAGGCCAGAUCGCAUAUCCAAUUAAUCAGACUGUACAAACUGUUCUCUUCUAUGAUAUUCGGUACUUUUCAAUGGGCAUCUACUUGCCCCUCGGCAUCGCUCUAUUCCAUGCUUCCAACAUCCGUUUCCUUCAUGUUGCGAAGAUGCAGAAGCAAUACGUUCACCCGGAACUACGGACGGAGAGAAGGAGAAGUUGCAGCAAUUCUUCCUGGCUAUCUCGCUGGAACAAGAUCGUUUACAUGAAAAGAACCCUAUUUCUAAUUGGUCUCGGCAUGGUAUUACAGUUUCUUGUUACCAUUGCGAUGUGGCUCGCUUCCAAAAAGUAUCAUCCGACCUACGGUAUUCCCGGGACAGAAAUCCACGGCACCACAAUCGAUGAGCAAGUCAUAUAUCUAAGUCGGGGCUGGGAGUGGUGGCCUUCCCUAUUUUGGCAGGUGAUUUGGACAUGGAUUGUUGCUCCGAUUAUGAUCUGGCAAGCCUGGGGAAUCCACGAUACAAUGGGAUGGCGCACCCAAACUAUUGGCUGUUGCAUUUCUAGUCUUCAUGCGACUCCCAUGUUCUUAGUCGCAACGUACGUGCCGGCCUUUGAAAAAGUCAAUGUCUAUUGGAUUUCGAGUCAAUGGAUCAUGAUCUCGAUCAUGAUGUGGGAAAUUCUCACCGUGUUUGUGCCUAUCUUCCACGUCGUCAGGCUAUGGGCCUUGAACAAGAAAACCAUCAACUCGACAAUCAAAUAUGACUCCAUAUCGUUGUCAGCAUUAAACAAAGUACCCUCGCCCUCACUCGAGCUAAAGGCAAAAUCUUCGUUCAAAUCAACAUCAUCAUCAAAAGCUUCGUCUACACUCGAGAGGGGCCAAGCGCUCGAAUUCUUCAACGAAGGCAUGGUCGACAGAAUGUACACAAUGGAUGCCCUCGAGCACGCCCUGAGCAACAACUCAGACCAACUCCAAGAAUUUGCCGCCUUAAGCGAUUUCUCCGGCGAGAAUAUCGCAUUCCUAAGCGAAGUCUCAUUGUGGAAGUCCUACUGGCCAGAAAGCCUGGAUGAAAAGCACUUCCUAGAUGCAUUCAACCAGGCCUUGCGCAUCUACGUUAACUUCAUCAGCACGCACGAUGCAGAGUUCCCGCUGAACAUAUCUUCCAAACCACGGAAGUACAUGCAGUCUAUUUUUGAACAGCCGGCUCGAAGCCUUUUUGGAGAGAAGACUGUCGACCAUUCUUCGCCGUUUGAGGUCGAUGCCUUUGUACCGCCGCAAGAGUUUGAGGGCGUGCAGAUGUCGUAUGCGAAUAGGUACACGGGAGAUAUUCCCCCGGAUUUUGAUAUGGCUCUUUUCAAUGAGCUUGAAGAUGAGAUCAAAUACCUUAUCUUGACAAAUACUUGGCCUAAAUUUGUUGAGUCCAUGCGAAGACGAUCGAGCGAUACAGAGCGCAGCGAUUUUACUACACAAUCGGACUCAUCUCUCAAGAGCUGGAUUUCGAACCAGCGGUUGAAGAUUCGAUCUUUGCUUUGA